Ipomoea triloba (trilobed morning glory) is the source of this 3997-nucleotide messenger RNA. RefSeq lists its product as uncharacterized. The record is from RefSeq and is a predicted model, not a curated record. Lineage: Eukaryota; Viridiplantae; Streptophyta; Magnoliopsida; Solanales; Convolvulaceae. Bases 162 to 3632 code for a protein of 1156 amino acids. The transcript has 5 exons.
UAGGUUUUUUACAAUCUGAUAUUUGAUAUAAACUCUUUCUUCUACUGCGCUCCCUCAAUCGCCGUCUUAUUUUACUUACUCAUCAGGCGUCCUGUUUUGCAGCGAUCGGUUUCGGAAAGCGCAUUGGCACAGUUGCGAUUUAGAGAUCUAGCAUAUUUUGAAUGGAGUUUGAAGAGGAAGAGAAUGGUUUUCAUGGAGAAGUACCAGAGUUUGGUGCAAUUUUUAUGUCUAGCAUUGCAACAAAAAGAGAAUGCUUUAAAAAGAAAAUCAUGGGCCUUCCAUUGUCCAAGGCUAACUUUGUGAAGCAGGUUAAAUGUGGAAUGGUCUUGUUCCUAUUUGAAUUUGAGAGGAGAGAACUUUUUGGAGUCUAUCGUGCUAGCUCCGAUGGUGCAGUGAACAUUGCGCCCCAUGCAUUUAGUUCAUCAGGGGAUUGUUAUCCUGCACAGGUUCGUUUUACCCCAAUUUGGGACUGCAGUCCACUUUCUGAACCUGAAUUUCGUGGUGCAAUUAGAGAUAAUUACUAUUCUGCAAAGAAGUUUAACUUUGGUCUAUCUCAAGAUCAGGUCCGCAGUCUUCUGAUGUUGUUCAGGACAAGGAAAUUAAGAAAUAAGUUACCCCCUAGACAGUUUUCUAGAGUUAUCAACAGAAGAGUUGAUGAAAAUAGUUAUAUUGUUGAUGAUGAGAUCCCUACAGCAAGUAAUGGUUUUCCUAAUGAAAAUUGCAUUGAGCCUUCUCCAGUAAUAGCAUAUCCAAAUAUUUAUUGGGAUAGAGAGAAUGAACUAAAUGGUGAUGCAUGUUCUAAAGGGAAUAGGAUUGAGGAUGAAUAUAGAGUUAGUUUUUCAGAUGGGGGAUGCUUGAACAAUAACUACAGUGAUUCACCAGGUAGGAGAAGAAUGGAUGAUGAUGGGAGGAUAUUGAUGAAUGAUAUUGCAGGUAAUAGCCUUAAUAAUGAUCAUCCUCUGGCUAUGGGAAUGAGAUUAGCUGAAGGCAGCCAAUUCUCAAUGGAUGAUACAGUUAAAAAUGACUUUAAAAAUCUUCCUUCUGUUAUGUCUUCUAAUGAUAUGGCAGAUCCCGUUCAUUUCAUUAGAAACAAUGGUGGUGCCUUGUUUACAAAUAGGGAGAGGAUAGUUAAUCAAUCCAACGUAGAAUGUGGUUCUGGGAUGAUCAGAUUGACUAAAAGUUAUGGGAAACUUUCAAAUGAUUGCCCAUCUGCACUUGCAACGCGUUAUGCUAGGUCUCUGCUGAAUGAUGGUGCGGAAGAGCUCCAUAACCCAGAUUAUACACCCGCUGUCUCUGGUAACUUUAACAGUGGAAACUUUUUGAGAAAUGGUAGUAGUCAGCAUAGAUUAAUUCAUGAUAGCACUGAAAAUAAGCAUCUUAAGGACUGUGUUGAUGUUUCCACCAUUCCUUCUACUCACUUUGUACAUCCAUCCCGUGACACAGACAAAUUAUAUGGAGAUGCCAGAUCACCAGUGGGUUGGAAUAAAAGAGAGCAUAGUACUUUUGGGGGUCCAGGCUUUCAUUGUAGCAGAAAUGAGUAUUUUCAUUCUCUUGCUAGGGAUAGAAGAGUGGAUGAAAAUACUAUUGAAUAUGAUCUUGGACCUUCUGCUUCAAAUGAACAAUCCUCUUUUCGUCUAAAUGUAGACAAACAAUGGGUUAAUGCUGACUGGUACAGGAAGAACAAUCCUGAAAAUGCUGCUUCUCUUUUGGAGAAUUUUCAUAGACCUACUCACUUGGUAGGGGAUGAUCGACAUACUGAGAUGAAGCAAAUGUCUCCAGCAAGCUGCAGUAUGCCAUUUUAUGAGACAGCCCUCCCUCGAAUAACAGAAGCAGCAAAAUUUGACAACACUUUCUCAAAUUUUCAAGAUGCAACAAUUACAAGAGCUCUGCCAUGUGAUCACGAGUUUGCUACCUCUCAUUGUGGAUGCUCAUCAUCUUCUCAAGUUGAUCAUGAAUCUAGUUUAGUACAGAAUGACUGUCACAGUGUUGGGGAACAAAAUCUUGAUGUAUUUCUCAAAGAUAUAUCAAUGCCAUACCACGAAAAAUUAGGAGCUUCAACCAGGCUUCCAGAUUUUGCUGCUGAUCACAGGCAAAAAAAACGGUCGUAUUUACAAUCUGUGAUUGGUGAAUCUGAUUUAAAUGCUGAGUUUUCUGAGAAUGUAGGACUUAAUACUACUUCUUCCAUGGUUUAUAGAGCUCCACCAUCUUCAAGGCCAUAUAUGGUUUUCCCAGAUGCUACAGGGCCAGGUGAAGCUGGUCUUCAUGGGGAAUAUACUGGAUUUUCCCCUCUAGCGAUUGAUUCAGGUUGUCAAUCACUGGGUAUCAAAGAGCGUGUUGCAAUGCGAGAAAGUGAUGGAAUACUUUAUCAUGGUGGAGUUGCAAUAACUGACCUCAACAAUAACUUUGAUAUUUAUGAAAGAAUUGGUGAGAAUGAUGAAACUAUGUGCAACAGGUUAUCUGAGCUGUCACAUUCUGAUUAUAAAGAGUUCAAGCGAAGAAGUGUCUUUAGUCGGUUAUCUUCAAAGAAGUGCACACUAAAAGAUGAAGUCAUGGAAAUGCAUCAAAACCAGGUUUCUCUUUCCAAUAAGCAAAUUAAAUGCAAGCCAUUGGUAAAAAGUCAUGACAAUGGUGAAAGUACUGUCCACGAAAAUCAUGCUUCAGUUGAGAUGGAUCACAAUUCUUCAAUGAUUUCUUCACUGAAGAAGAAGAGGAAUUUGCAACAAUCUAUUGAACAAAACGUUCAGCAUGCACAAAAAGAGACACGAGCUGUGGAUUUUAAGCGCCGGAGUGAAAUAAAGAAAAUUUUGCAUGACUCUGACACAAAAGAUCAUUUGAUUUCUGUAGAGAUGAUGUCCUCUGAAAGCUCUGUGGUUAAGGAACUACUAGGUACGCCCCCAGAGCAUGGGAAUCUCACAAAAGAAUUGAUUUCUGAGGAGAAGAUGCCUUCUGGAACUGAAAUUGUAGUUAAGGAACCUGCAUGUAAGCUUGGGAAGCGUAGAAAGCUGGUGAGACCAGUUUUUGGGAAGAGUGAUGUUGAUCACGGUAACCACCAGAGUUCAAAUGUACAUGCCUUACAUGAGGCUUUCAAUGAUAAUGCAAAAUUCGUUAAAGCAUGUCAACAUAAUGCCACUCAAGACAUUGGGCCUUCAAGUUGCCAUGAGCACAGUGAUACUAACAAAAAACAAAGGUUUACUUCUGUGCUCAAGAACAGUUCAGAUCAUCAAGACUCAUCAAGUAGGGAUCUGGAUGGUAAUAUAUCAUCUCAAGAUAAUGGAUCAACCAAUGUGAUCUCAACUGUUCAAGAGCACACUGAUCCUAACUUGAAACAGAGCCUUGUUUGUGGAAACAAAAGGCAGGAAAUGUGUGCUUUGUUGAUUAACGAUGUUGAUGUUAAAGAUAUUGGGAAACUACCUCAAAGUGUACCCCUGGAAGCUGAUUCAGAAAUUUCUCCCGAGGAAGCACCAUCAUGUAUCACAGGCGUCUUGGAUUCUGGAACUCGAGACAGUGCUACAUCUGAAGCUGCCAAUGUUGGUAAUGCUGCAUGUGCCGAUAAGCUUCUAGGUGCUGAAAAUGAGGUAAGGAACCAUCCUAGUAGUUGCAAGUUAAAAAGCGACAAGGUAACACAACCGUGAAUUAAAACUAAAAAUAUGAUAGUUGUAGUCAAAGUGAAAGUUAAUGGGAUUUUGUGGCCAUAAGGGUGCCCUGCAGAUUGAAAUGCCAUGCCGGAGGAAACUAUUUUGUCAUCCGUCAGUCCUAAUUUUUUUGCUUCUUUUUGCUGCUACCCCCUUAUCACAAUCAGCAUUAUAUACUACAGUUCCCUUUGACUCUUUGAAACGAUGUAAAUUGGAAUAUCUUGUAUUUUUGUGAUGAAAUAUCAUCUUGCAUAGUAUACGUGCUGCAAGAAUGAUCAGUAGUCGUUGAACAGUCUGGUCAACAAUUUGUGAUGUUACACAAUUCUCUGUUUAUACGAAUCAAUUUCUAUUUUGCAUUUAUGCUU